UUGCUGGCUGGAUGACCAGCCUGCCCCAGCUAACUUGAGCCCAAGGGCUCCUCAGGCACUGUGUUCCUGUCCACAUCCCCGGGGUGUGGCAUGUCACAGAGGGAGACCAGAGGGGCACCAGCCAUGCCUGGAGUAGGGCAGAGCCCGGUGAAGGCCAGGCCGAGGUUGCUAGCAGGCAGUGACAGGAGGAGGAGCCGCCUGAGCAGGACAAGUCACCAUUUGUGGGAAGAGACCAGCUGGAGCAACCAAAGGUGGAGCAGAGCUGCCCCUGGACUGAGAGGGGUCAGGGCCAGGAGCCUGGCUGGAGGCAGGAGUGAGACCAGUCCUGAGAACGCAGCGCGGGAGCGGAGCCGGGUGAGGACGCUGCGCCAUGCCUUCCUGGCCCUGCAGGCUGCUCUGCCUGCCGUGCCCCCCGACACCAAGCUCUCUAAGUUGGAUGUGCUGUUGCUGGCUACCAGCUACAUAGCCCACCUCACCCGCACACUUGGCCAUGAGUUGCCUGGCCCUGCCUGGCCACCCUUCCUGCGUGGACUCUGUUACCUGCACCCUCUCAAGAAGUGGCCGAUGCGAUCUCGUCUCUACGCCGGAGGCUUGGGGUACUCUGGCCUUGACUCCACCACAGCCACCACCUCAGGCCAAAGAUCAAAGGAGGCAGAGGCCGGGCCCCAAGUCUCAGGAGAAGCAGAGGCUCUCCUUCCUACCAGGCCACUCUCACCAGCUCUUGGUGACAAAUGAUGAUCACACUUGCCCUUUUCUCCUAGACUAGGACUCAAGCUUAGGGACCUGGAUUCUCUACCAGGCCCUGCAUGUCUUCACUCUCUUACCCAUCAAAUCUGACUCAGCUCCCAGGUUCCAGCCCACAGACCAGGUAAAACCGCGGGCAUCUCUGUGAUGAGAGUACUUAGCAGCAGGGAGCAAAUCCUCCUCUCAGCACCGAGGGGGUGACUUCCCUGUGACAGCUUCAAGGGAAAGGGGCAAGGAAGGGGUUUGAUUGGGUUGGAGGUUGAGUUAGGGCACCACCCCUUGCUUUCUCCUACUCAAUUUCCCACAGACCCUCUGGAAAUUGCUAGAAGACAGACACUGCUGCACAGGUGCAGAGGUAGGCGCCUAAGGUGGCAGCAGCCACAGGUGCUGAUGGGACAGCCAAAGGCCAGACAGGCUCUUGGAAGUUAUGAGUGUGAACAGAGCUGGGCCGGGGUUACCUAGCAAGAGGAAAAACUGAAGAAGGGAACAUGUUUUGUUCUGACCCCAUACAACGCUUACCGGGCAUCAAAGAGGCAGGAAGGAUUGUAGGGGGCUUGUCUGUGCAUUAGGGUCUCUCCAGCUGCCCCUCAUCGCUGCAUUUUCUGGGCUCCGCACCCUUCCAGACUUUUUUUAAUGUGAGUUAGUUACAGGUUAAGCCAUACAGCUUACAUUGCUUACAUUCCAGUUUCCAGAGGCGCUUUUAGAUGGUUGCAGCUGCCUAGUUUGCAAAGAUCUUACCCAGAGGCAGCUCUAUCUUAACUGAACCAGGCAGCACCGUAAAGCCUUUGCAUAUGAAGAAUAUGAAGAAUAUUGACAGACUCGAUUACAUCCUUGAAUGACCUUCAAUGGAGAACGGGUAUCUUUUCCAGGGGAUAAUUCGUCUUUUGUUUCCAUCAUGUUAGAAACCUAACCUCCAGGAAAAACAAAGCCUGGGGUCAGUGGGUUCCUUGUAUGACUUUGGCUUAAGUCCUCACUGGCUCUGGAGUUAUUUCUAUAAUCUGUCUACAGAUGUGCUUCCUGGGGCCAGCUCCUCCCCACAGACACUGCCCUCCCAGGCUCUCCUUAAGCCACGGGGUGCCACACAUCUGAUAGGGUUUUAGUGGAAUUUCUCUCUGGCCCUGAAGAAAUCAUUUGAGGACUAAUCACAGAGUCUACACAUACUGGAAGUAACUUUCCAGAUCUGGUAUAACUUCCAACCAGGCAACUGAAGUCCAGACAGAAAAGGAAUCAGCUUUUUGUUAAACUUCAGGGCCUCAGAGAGGGAGGGGAUGGUCCAGGCUGCCUAGAGUCCCAACAGGGGUAGCCUUCGCCAGAGCUACCAUUGCCAUCACGAGCAUAACUGAGGUUUUGGGCAGGCUGGGAGUGGCCAGGGGUAGGGUUCUGGCAUGAUGGGGUGCUGUUCCUCCAUAGGGCUGGCCAGCACAGCAGGGGAAAGAGGGCUGAGGGGGUGACUCAGCGAGCUGAGGUGGAGUCAGAAAAGGAGACACAGAAUGUCCCAGCCGUGGGUGCAUGGGAUGGGGGAGAGCAGCUGGACUGUGGCUGGGAGCCACGGGGAGAAGGCCUCGGCCAAGGCUGAACUCGUAAAUCUACCGAGUCUCGGCCUAGAGAGCUUGUGCAGAGCUGCUUCUGGGCAGCUGCGCGGGGCCAGGAGGGGCAGAGACCAGGUGUGGGUGGGCACGAGCACCGUGCUCUUCAGGACCAUAAAAGUCCAGCUCGAGUGUUCUAUUUUGAAGCCAAAGAGCAGGGUCUUCCUGGUUGAGUUCUAGGAUGAUAAGAAGAGGACCAGGGGGAUUUCCUCCAGAGCUCGUGGCACACAAUCUUUUUCUGAGGAUGAAACUGGGAAAGCUGGCUUUGGGUGUGCAUGGGGGGGUUCCCCCAGAACAUGGGGCUUUUCCGGAUAACUGGGAGACUGGUUUGGGGCUCGCCCCACCCUGCCCUGCUCAGACUCAUGCCCUCAAAGGUGACCACAUCGCCCGAGUAGAGAAGACAAGGAGGGCAAAAGAAGGAUGAAGCGGGUGGAGGGCUGAGGAAGGGCAAGUGCGAUCAUCACAGGUUUCUAAAGCUGCCUCAGGCUCUUUCCAGGCAGAGCUGUCUUCCUUAAGGCCCGGACAGGACCGUGGGGUCCAAAGGCUGUCUCCUCCAGCCGGACAGCACCCAGCACAGUCAGACCAGGGAACAAACGGGCUGUGAGGGGGUGGGUGGAACCAAGGGAUGAGCAGGAGUAACCAGAGGAAAUAACAGUUUGGAGAUUUAGAUCCACAAACGAACCAGAACCAUCAGUAACCCCCUUUGCCUCUGCAGCAGCGAAAGAAAAACACCUUCUCACUGGGAGAUGUUUUAUUCCCACCAGGGCUGGAAGCAGCGGGUGAACAAGAGCAGGGGGUGAACAAGUCUCAGUUGGAGGCAGCUGAGACUCAGGUCCAAAGACAGCUUUUAUUCCCUGGGAACGAGGCUAUGUGGGAAAGAGAGCACAGUUGACAAAGUGACACUAAAGUGAUCUGGCUCAGGAGUCAGAGGGAUGGCUGGCCCACUUGGUUAUCUUGUACCGCCUGCCCCAUACCCAGUGCCCAUGACUCGAGGUGAGGGUGGAGGCCUUGAUGAUGACAGCUUCCCCAGAGUGGGAUGUGCUGUGCUUUCUGAUGAGUUGCAGGAUUAAGGGCAGAGGCUUAGAUGGACUGUGGCAGAGGAAGAGCUGGCCAAGGGUUAUCUAAGUAUUAAGGGAGAGGCUGCAGACCUCACCAAAUUGGGAACUAGAAUAAUUAGAAAUAGAAAAUAUAGUCUUUUCUGAGAAAUUCUUUUUCUCUUCCUCUGGAAGGAGCCUGGCCAGGAUGAGUCAGAUGGCACUGUCCUUUCCCUUUUGUGGCACAAACCCUAAACCCAGGGCCCCUGAAAGUUUAGAUUCUAGAUCAAGAGUUGGCAAACUAUGGCCAAGGGGCCAAAUUCAGCCCCUCCAACCUGUUUUUGUAAAUAAGUUUUUAUUGGAAUACAGUCACACCCAUUUGUUUAUUACCUAUGGCUGCUUCCUGAUACCAUGGUAGAAUUAAAUAGCUGUGAAAGACUGCAAAGCCCCAAAUAUUUACACUGUUCCUAUGAAGGAAUUCUGGCCAUUUACAGAAAAAGUUUGCUGACCCCUGCUCUAGAUCAGAGAUACCCAAAGUGUGGGCUGGGAACUCUGGGGGGUGUCACUGAGACCCUUCCAGUUCUCUAAGUGACCAAAACAUAAUACAAGAUGCUAUUUGCCUUUUUUCACUCUUAUUUUCUCACAAGUGUAAUGGAAUUUUCCGGAAGCCAUAAGACAUGUGAUAUUGCAACAACAGAUAGGAUGUAGAAGCAGAUAGGAGAAUCCAGCUGUCUGGUACAAUAGACA
This is a messenger RNA of Rhinolophus ferrumequinum (greater horseshoe bat), 4111 nucleotides long. It is a transcript of the gene TCF23, whose product is annotated as transcription factor 23. Gene Ontology annotation, biological process: regulation of transcription by RNA polymerase II; developmental process. The record is from RefSeq and is a predicted model, not a curated record. NCBI's taxonomy places the organism in Eukaryota, Metazoa, Chordata, Mammalia, Chiroptera, Rhinolophidae. Gene Ontology annotation, molecular function: DNA-binding transcription factor activity, RNA polymerase II-specific; protein dimerization activity; RNA polymerase II transcription regulatory region sequence-specific DNA binding. The coding region runs from base 91 to 735 and encodes 214 amino acids. The transcript is spliced from 3 exons.